Messenger RNA from Lynx canadensis (Canada lynx), 210 nucleotides. Its product is annotated as 40S ribosomal protein S29-like. NCBI's taxonomy places the organism in Eukaryota, Metazoa, Chordata, Mammalia, Carnivora, Felidae. The record is from RefSeq and is a predicted model, not a curated record. The coding region runs from base 10 to 180 and encodes 56 amino acids. The transcript is spliced from 2 exons. Gene Ontology annotation, molecular function: zinc ion binding; structural constituent of ribosome. Gene Ontology annotation, cellular component: cytosolic small ribosomal subunit.
UCUUGCAAGAUGGGUCACCAGCAGCUCUGCUGUAGCCAUCCAAGGAAAUUUGGCCAGGAUUCUUCUUCUUGCCUUGUCUGCUCAAACCAGCAUGGUUUGAUCCAGAAAUAUGGCCUUAACAUGUGCUGCCAGUGUUUCUGUCAAUACAUGAAGGCUACAGGCUUCGUUAAGUUGGAUUAAGUGAACUUUCUUGAAUGGGUAAUCCAAGAU